Molecule: messenger RNA, 3975 nt
Organism: Pyrus x bretschneideri (Chinese white pear)
Lineage: Eukaryota; Viridiplantae; Streptophyta; Magnoliopsida; Rosales; Rosaceae
Product: ABC transporter B family member 11-like
Exons: 12
Coding region: 1-3843 (1280 amino acids)
Biological process (GO): transmembrane transport
Cellular component (GO): membrane
Molecular function (GO): ATP binding; ATP hydrolysis activity; ABC-type transporter activity
Source: RefSeq, a predicted model, not a curated record
AUGGAGGAGGAGAACCCUGUGGAUGGAGAUGUAAUCAAGAAGCAGGUCACGGCAACAUUAAAAAGACACUCGACAAUGCAGGAUUCCCAAAACAGCAAGCAAGAUUCAAGCAAGAACAAGGAGGAUGGCACCAAAACAGUACCAUAUUACAAGCUUUUCUCAUGUGCGGAUACCUUGGAUCACAUGUUAAUGUCUGUUGGUACAAUCAGUGCCAUUGGAAAUGGGCUCUGUACGCCUCUAAUGACCGUAAUCUUCGGAGAGGUGAUUAAUUCUUUUGGAAGAACUGGGAAUACCAAAGAAGUGGUGGAUGCAGUUUCCAAGGUGGCUCUAAAGUAUGUUUACUUGGGUAUAGGUGCUGGAGUUGCUGCAUUUCUACAGGUAUCUUGCUGGAUGGUUACUGGAGAAAGACAAGCUGCACGAAUACGAAGUUUGUAUCUGAAAACAAUAUUGAGGCAAGAUGUUGGCUUUUUCGAUACAGAAACGAACACUGGGGAAAUUGUUAAGAGAAUGUCAGGUGAUCCUGUGCUCAUUCAAGAGGCCACAGGCGAGAAGGUAGGAACUGUUAUCCAGUUAAUUGCAACAUUUAUUGGAGGCUUUGUUAUAGCAUUUGUUAAGGGAUGGCUUCUUGCCCCUGUCAUGCUAUCUUCUAUUCCCCCUCUUGUCCUUGCUGGUGCCAUCGUGGCCAUCCUUGUAUCGAAAUUGGCAACCCGUGGACAAGCUGCUUAUUCAGUGGCAGCAACUGUGGUGGAGCAAACGAUUGUUUCAAUUAGAACUGUUGCAUCAUUCACAGGAGAAAAACAAGCUAUAUCUAAUUACAACAAUUCCUUAAUUGAUGCUUACAACUCUGCUGUGCUAGAAGGUUUGGCGUCUGGGUGUGGAAUUGGUUCGGUUCUGCUUAUUAUGAUGUGUAGUUAUGCUUUGGCUAUAUGGUUUGGAGGAAAGAUGAUUCUUGAAAGAGGAUAUACAGGAGGAGAAGUAAUAAAUGUACUUUUCGCGGUAUUGACUGGCUCCUUGUCUCUUGGGAAUGCAUCUCCGUGCAUGAGUGCAUUUGCUGCUGGACAAGCUGCAGCCUAUAAGAUGUUUGAGACGAUUAACAGAAAGCCAGAUAUAGAUGUUUAUGACACUAAUGGGCAGCAGUUACGGGAUAUACGUGGAGAGAUAGAACUGAGGGAUGUUCAUUUUAGUUAUCCUGCAAGGCCUGAUGAACAAAUAUUCCAUGGAUUUUCUCUCUCAAUACCUAGUGGUGAAACUGCUGCUUUGGUUGGAGAAAGCGGAAGUGGUAAAUCAACUGUAAUCAGUUUGAUUGAGAGAUUUUAUGACCCCCAAGCUGGGGAAGUUCUUAUUGAUGGCAUUAAUCUCAAAGAGUUCCAGCUGAAAUGGAUCCGACAGAAAAUAGGCCUCGUCUGCCAGGAACCCGUUUUGUUUACUUGUAGCAUAAAAGAUAACAUCGCCUAUGGGAAGGACGGUGCAACUAACGAAGAAAUAAGGGCCGCUGCAGAGCUUGCCAAUGCUGCUAAAUUCAUAGACAAUCUACCUCAGGGACUAGACACAAUGGUUGGUGAGCAUGGGACUCAGCUUUCUGGGGGCCAAAAGCAAAGAGUUGCUAUAGCUAGAGCAAUCCUGAAAGACCCGAGAAUUCUACUUUUAGAUGAAGCCACAAGCGCUCUUGAUGCAGAAUCUGAGAGAGUUGUGCAGGAGGCAUUAGACAGAAUUAUGAUUAACCGCACUACUGUCAUUGUAGCCCACCGUUUGAGCACAGUAAGAAACGCUGACACCAUUGCUGUUAUACACAGAGGGACAAUCGUUGAAAAAGGUCCACAUUCUGAGCUAGUUAAGGACCCUGAAGGAGCAUAUAGCCAGCUUAUAAGGUUGCAAGAAGUGAACAAUACGUCAGACAAGACUGCUGUGAAUGAUCAGGAAAGGCGUAGUCGAGUGGAUUCCCAGAAUCAAAGUCAAAUAAUUUCACACAGACGAUAUGUAAGUCGGGGGUCAUCUAGAGGAGGAAAUAACAGGCGUCAUUCCUUCUCAAUCUCAUAUGAUGUGCCCGCUGCACUAGGUGUCCUUGAAGUAGCACCUGCGGAAUCCGAUAUUCCUGCUUCAGAAUCAUCAAGAGUACCUCCAGAAGUCUCACUUCGCCGCCUGGCAUACCUGAACAAGCCAGAGAUCCCAGUUUUAUUACUAGCUACUAUAGCUGCAAUAGCCAAUGGGGUAGUCUUCCCUAUUUUUGGGCUAGUGUUUGGCAAUGUAAUCAAGACCUUAUUUGACCCACCUCAUCUACUCCGUAACAAUUCCAAGUUUUGGGCAUUAAUCUUCAUUGUUCUUGGUGUGGGGUCUUGCAUAACAUUUCCAUCAAGACAAUACCUUUUCGCUGUGGCGGGAAGUAGGUUAAUAAAACGAGUCCGAUCAAUGUGCUUUGAGAAGGUGGUUUACAUGGAAGUAAGUUGGUUUGAAGAUCCUGAGAACUCAAGUGGUGCAAUUGGUGCAACGCUUUCUGCAGAUGUGGCUUACCUGCGAGGGUUGGUUGGAGAUGCUCUUGGUUUGGUGGUUCAGAAUUUAGCAACUGCAAUUGCUGGCUUGCACAUUGCGUUUGUUGCAAAUUGGCAACUCACUCUUAUAAUCAUUGUUUUGUUGCCUCUUUUCGGGGUAAAUGGUUAUUUUCAAUUCAAGUUCAUGAAAGGAUUCAGUGCAAAUGCAAAGAGAAUGUAUGAGGAGGCAAGUCAAGUAGCAAAUGAUGCUGUAGGAAGUAUUAGAACAAUUGCUUCCUUUUGUGCCGAAGAGAAGGUGGUUGAAUUGUACCAGAGAAAAUGUGAAGGCCAUAUUAAGACGGGGAUAAGACAAGGCUUAAUCAGUGGGAUCGGAUUUGGUGUAUCAUUAUUUUUGCAAUUUUCUGUGUUUGCCUGUAUUUUUUAUGCUGGAUCCCGACUUGUUGCAGAAGGCAAGACAACAUCUGCUGAUGUUUUCCGGGUUUUCUUUGCUCUCACUAUAGCAACUGUUGGAAUUUCUCAGUCGGAUUCCCUGGCCCCCGAUAUUAGUAAAGGAAGGAGCGCUGUUGCAUCCAUAUUUGCAAUUCUCGACCGGAAAUCAAAAAUAGAUUCCAGUGACGACUCUGGAACAACUAUAGAAAAUCUGAAGGGAGAAAUUGAAAUAUGCCAUGUCAGUUUCAAAUAUCCAACUAGGCCUGAUGUGCCAAUCUUCAAGGAUCUUUGCUUGACCAUCCAUCAUGGCAAGACGGUUGCUCUGGUAGGAGAAAGUGGAAGUGGAAAAUCGACAGUAGUCUCAUUGUUGCAGAGAUUUUAUGACCCUGAUUUGGGUCACAUUACACUAGAUGGAAUCAAAAUCCAAAAGCUACCGUUGAAGUGGUUGAGCCAAGAGCCUGUAUUGUUUAAUGACACUAUCCGAGCCAACAUUGCAUAUGGAAAGGAAGGGAUUGCAACAGAGACUGAAAUUAUAGCUGCUGCAGAAUUGGCAAAUGCUCACAAGUUCAUUUGUAGUUUACAACAGGGUUACGAUACAAUCGUAGGAGAGCGUGGGGAUCAAUUGUCUGGUGGACAGAAGCAAAGGGUGGCAAUUGCAAGAGCGAUAAUGAAGGCACCAAAGAUAUUACUACUAGAUGAAGCCACAAGUGCUCUUGAUGCUGAAUCCGAACGAGUUGUUCAUGACGCAUUGGACCGAGUCAAGGUGGAUCGAACCACAGUGGUGGUUGCUCAGCGGUUAUCCACGAUUAAGAGUGCAGAUUUGAUCGCGGUGGUGAAAAACGGAGUGAUUGAAGAAAAAGGAAAGCAUGAAGCUUUGAUCAAUAUCCAUGCUUCUUUGGUUGCACUGCAUGCAAGUGCCUCAUCUUAGAGGGCCUUUCUAUUCUUCUUCUGAACUACUGCAGUAAAAAAAACAAAACUCCAAGGAAGAAAAGUAUGUAAUGUAAUUUUAUGCAGUACAGCAAUGCAACCCUUUGUAAAUAAAGUUUGUUUGAUUUGCAUA